UAUUUGAAAAAAAGCGCUUGGAUUCAGGAGUGUGCGCAUCGCUAGCACACGUCCUCUUCUUAGGUAAGAGGAGUGUGCGCACAAUUUUAGCACACUUCCUCUGCUUAGGUAAGAGGUGGAUUAAAGCCAAAUCGACAUAGCAAUGGUCGGUCAUUAGGCUACUGGCUGGGUAGGGUAUCUGCCCUCAGUCUUGUCCCAUCUGGUUGGAGAGGGAACACCCACUGUAGCUACGCGAGUCGUCAGUGGCUUUGUGCUUGGAGCUAAUCUGAGUUAGAAAGAAAAUGGUGAAGGUCAGUUUCCUGUGCACUUGCCAGCAGAUGCCAUCUCCAGAUUCGGGAAUGGGAAACUGAAGGAAAUGCAAUACAGGAGAAAAUAAAUCGAAAAAUUACCGAAUCCAAGAGCCGUGUUACGACAGUCUCCAGGAUCUGAAAAUGCGGCGGAGAGCGGCAGACACGGCGUUAGAGAUGCUAAACUGCGGUACCCUGCGACUCGCUCGUCCUGGGGCGACGAGCAUUUUUCCAUCAUCUGCUAAUAAAAUAACCAACAAGCAGUUCUUGAUGAGCUUCGGGGCUAAUCAAAGACUUCGGUCCUCGUCCUCCAUACAUGGAUAUUCUGAACUGGCCAGGGAGAGAUCUAAAGCUGUGACCUCCUUUUACAACCAGUCAGCAAUAGAUACAUCGGCGGAGAAGGCCUCUGUGAGACUUACCCCAUUCUCCAUGCUGUAUUCUGGGAAGUCAGCUGAUGGACAUCACAUCCUGAGCAGUGCCAAGUACCUGCACAAAGAGCUCCCGGUGCGCAUCGCUCACCGCAUUAAAGGUUUCCGCAGCCUGCCCUUCAUCAUCGGCUGCAACCCCACCAUCCUGCAGGUGCAUGAGCUGUACAUUCGGGCCUACUACAUGCUGUGUGAAUUUCCAGCGAUCAAGGACCGUGAGACUGAAGCUCAGUACAGCAAGCUUGUGCAGCAGCUCCUGGACGAUCACAAGGAUGUAGUCACCAUGCUGGCCCAAGGCUUGCGGGAAAGCCGCAGGCACAUCCAGGAUGAGGCGCUGAUCCGUAAUUUCCUGGACACCACCCUGACCUCACGACUGGGUAUCCGAAUGCUGGCUACGCACCACCUCUCUCUGCACGAGGACAACCCUGACUUUGUGGGAAUAAUCUGCAGACGCCUUUCCCCAAAAAAGAUCAUCGAGAAAUGGGUGGUUUUCGCCCGGCGUCUCUGUGAGCACCAGUACGGUAACUCCCCGCUGGUGCGCAUCAACGGCCACGUGGCGGCGCGCUUCCCCUUCAUCCCCAUGCCGCUGGACUACAUCCUCCCGGAGCUGCUGAAGAACGCCAUGAGGGCCACCAUGGAGAGCCACCUGGAGACCCCCUACAAUGUGCCUGAUGUGGUGGUCACCAUCGCCAACAAUGAAACGGACUUUGUCAUUCGGAUCUCUGACCGGGGCGGAGGGGUGCCCCACGCCAUCCUGGACAAGGUGAUGGACUACCACUUCAGCACUGCGGAGGAGAGCACCCAGGACCCCCGCGUCAGCAACCUCUUCAACACCAUGACCAACAGCGGGCUGCAGUCGGGCCCCAUGCACGGGUUCGGCUUUGGUCUGCCCACGUCUCGGGCCUAUGCAGAGUACCUGGGCGGUUCCCUCACCAUCCAAUCACUGCAGGGCGUGGGGACGGACGUCUACUUACGCCUUCGACACAUCGACGGCAAGGGGGAGAGCUUCCGUAUCUGAGGCUCCUUUGGGGCUGUCAGGCCUAAGGGGGCAUCGCGCCCUGGAGCUGACGUCCUGACAUCCAAACCGCCGCUGACCAUCUCCUUAGCAGCCCUGCAAGGACGGCUCGUCUCUCGCCAAACCCCAAGAACACGGCAGACGGAGAAUCGCUUCUCUUCUGACCUGGUGUCAAGUGACUGAUUUAUGUCUUUUAUUUCAUUUUACUUUAUUAUUAUUUGUUUUAAUGGUCUCAGUACAUUUGAUUGGCGGCGGUGGUGGUGCAGAGUGACACGGCUGUGGUUUAGUGUUAUUAGUGUCCCAGGGCCCCCCAGCAGGUCCGCCCUUACGCACCUUUUAUUCUGCAUAUCCUUUGAAAUUACAGGUGAGCAUUAAGCGCCACACAGCCAAGAGUUAAACACAUCUGUGUGUUCAUGCGGUUUCUAACGCUGUGUCCUCUGAUUUGUGCUGUGAGACGAGAUGAGCACUAGGUUGGCAAGAUUUGGAAGGUUUUUGCUGAAGUUGUUAGUAUUCGCUGGCUGUGGGUCCCAUCGUACUCUGUCGGCAUCAUUGUGAACAGAACCGCACUCUGCAGAAGGAGCCUGCAUCUACAAAAUGGCUGUUCUGGACUGAUUCGUAUAGCUCAAGGUAACAAGGUUGCCUUCGACAUAAACUGCCUUUUUGUUAAACUGUGUUUAGAAAGAAAUGAAAUUGGAACUAAUUGCAGUGUGUUUCACAGCUCCUGCCUUGCCCCCAGUUAGAGGGAGGUCUGUUUUUAAAUAUGUGUACUCAUAUUUUAGUUGGUAAUUAUGGGUCAGUCAGUCGUGGUACUGUGAGGGCAGUAGAAAAAUUAUCCCAAAUAGAAUAAAUAGAUAAGGGCAUAAAUAUUGAUCAGUGGGUUUAUUGAUUUAAGUUCAUAAGUGUUUCAUUGUAACCACUUAAACCAGACAAUUUGUUUCUUAAUAGUUGUUCAUAUUUAUCUUUCACUGUGGUUAUAACUCACUGCAACAUAUAGUAAUCACAAAACAUUGUGUUCAGAAGAUUUCAUUUCUCUGAUGUGACACUGAGCUGAACUCAAAGGAGACGGCUGAACUGAAGUUCCACAUGAACUUCCGCUCUCUUGGUGCAUAUGCUGUGCAUGAAUAGUUAUUAACAUUUAUGAAUGCUGGUUAUACACUGUAGGACAGGCUGGGGAUCAGAUAGUAUUGAUAUUUAUCAUCCCAAAAUUAACUUCAAACUAAGCAUUACAAUGAAAAAUGGUGUAUGUGCCCUUAUUUUAUGCAUUUUUUAAAUAUGGAUGUGCGUGUGUCUGUGUAACAUCUAAAUUAAUUGUAACUUUAGAUUAAAACGCAUCGGCAGUUAAUCCGUUUUCAUAUUAACUGCCGCUGGAAUCAUUUUUUUUAUUUUAAAAUUCCUUAAUAAAUGAAGUGCAAUAAAUUCUAGUUCUAGUGCAAGUUUGUUUAGCUGAGUUUUUCAACUCUGGUUAAUUCUGUGGUGAAACAAUAUGUCAAGGCUCAUCUUUUCAUAGCGCAUUAUCUGUUCACACAUCUGUUAAAAUAUGACGAAGUUAAAAGAGGAUAAAAGGGAAAACACACUGUCAUUGAUUAUUGUGAAUUGUAACAUUGUAUUUGACUUUUUCCCCCCAAUUUAUUUUUAGUUGCCAUAGGAAGACAACCUUCAUAGUAAUUAAAAUGGCAUUAUAUUGCAGUUCAAAUUUAACUAAACGCAGUGGUCAGGCAGUGACCACUUUGGUCACCCAAUUUCAGGGGCAGUUUCAGCAGUGUCUGUAAGCCUGAAAUGCUCUGUUUGACCCGUAGAGGGCGUUGAAGGCCUUAGGAAUGCUCACAGCUCAGGGAAGAGGCACCAACCUGAACUGAUUUUUGAACUCAUUUUUCAUUUGGAAAACCACAUGUCGUGAAAAUGGUGGAUGCAAAUGAUGCAAAUGACUGUUCAUGUUUGUGAUUGGGAAAAAAAAAUAUUGCAACAUUUGCUAACUACAUUUCAGAAACCAACACUGCUUCGUAUUCCUCUUGGAUAUUACCACACUGAAUGUGAGUUUCACCAUAUAUUUUACCUUUAGUUAAAGGAUCCAGUUACUGAAUGAUAUUUAUUACUUUUUCAUUUUUAUAUUUAAUUUUCAUGGGAAAAUACUGUCCUCUUUGAAAUUUUACCACAAUGAGAAAUGUUCAAAGCAUAGUUGCAUUGUCUUGCAAACAAUAAGGCCUUGGUCUGCCUUUCAUUAUAUGUUGUGUUAUUGUGUACUCUCUGUCUCACUCCUGCUUCAUAGCUGUCAAAUUUAGUGUUUUUUUAUUUCUGCAAUACAAUUCAGGGAGCUGUGAUUGUUGUGAGAUAUUAUUUGAAGUUGCAUGAGUUAUCACAUUUAAAUGGACAACUCUGAUGUGUUUGUACACACAAAUAAAUAAAACAUUCAUUGCAUUCACUGGAAA
Messenger RNA from Anguilla anguilla (European eel), 4153 nucleotides. RefSeq names its product 3-methyl-2-oxobutanoate dehydrogenase [lipoamide] kinase, mitochondrial-like. Gene Ontology annotation, biological process: protein phosphorylation; regulation of glucose metabolic process. Lineage: Eukaryota; Metazoa; Chordata; Actinopteri; Anguilliformes; Anguillidae. The coding region runs from base 432 to 1730 and encodes 432 amino acids. Gene Ontology annotation, molecular function: pyruvate dehydrogenase (acetyl-transferring) kinase activity. Gene Ontology annotation, cellular component: mitochondrion. The transcript is spliced from 11 exons. The record is from RefSeq and is a predicted model, not a curated record.